AUAUAUGCACACAUAUACAUAAUAUUUAUCCUUAUAUAUAUAAUAUAUUCAACACGAAUGAAUAUGCAUGUAUAUGUGCAUAUGUAUAUAUUUGAAUACCUAAGUGUUUGAGCUUGGUAAAUGUAAAACACCAGUAUAUAUACACACAUAUAUACACACAUAUAAACACAGAUAUAUUCAUGUCAACGUAUAAAUGUGACUGUAUAGCUAAUUAUAUACACAGGACACUACAUACAUGUAUGUCAACAUACGAAUGAUCACCUACAUAUUUAACAUUCAACAGUAUAUAUAACAAAUAUAUAUACACACUGUAACACACACACAUACAUACAUACACUAUAUAUAAUAUAUAUAUGUCCCUGUCUGUGACAGAGUAUAUGUGUGUGUAUAUAUAUAAUAUAUAGAGCCAUCUGAAUGCUAAUGUAUACAUUCAACUACUAUUAGCCGCCAGAUAUACAUACAUACACACAUAUAUACAUAAGUAUAUAUACACACCUGUUAAUUACAAAAAGCUUAGUCAUUUUGGUGCCCGAUGUGUGGAUAAAAGGUAGAAAUAGACAUAGAAAAAAAAGUUUGGUGACAUUAGAGGUCACAACUAUUGAAGGAAGCUGCACGUAGCCUCUCAUUGAUCAUGUCAUCCGAGAUGCAAAGCCAAGCUUCCGACCAGGACUCGGAGUACGACCAGUCUGACCAAGAAGAGGAUGAUCUUCUGUGUUACUAUGACAGCGACAGUAAUGACCUUGACAUUGACAAACCGAAAAACGACGAUACCGAACACUUCGAGUACGAACUCCUAACAGUAGAGGACGUCGAACGGUUGCUAAAUGAAGAAGUGGAGUACCUGUGCAGCUCUGUCGAUAUAAGCCCAGCUCUUUCCAAGAUGCUCCUUCAGGAACAUGGUUGGCAAAAGGAUAACUUGAUUAAAAAACACAAUGAGAAUCCUGCAGGAUUACUGGUGGAGUCCAAUAUAAUGCCUUCAGUCAAAUAUCAGGAUCCUGGAGCUAACAGUUUAGUAUGCACCGUCUGUACCAUCUGGUAUUCCCGAGACAGGAUGGAGUGUCUAACCUGCGGCCAUCCCUUCUGCAAAGAAUGCUGGGAUAGAUAUUUUCAAGUACAAAUCUACCAAGGGGUCACCAUACGAAUUCAGUGUAUGGCAGCGGAGUGUAACGUGCUCGUACCGGAGAACAUAAUCUGUGAAGUUCUCAGUCAGCCGGACAUCCGAGACCGAUACAUGAGACUUACAUUUAUGGACCACGUCAAGACCCAUCCUGAGUUGCGAUUCUGCCCUGGUCCCAACUGCCCAGUAAUAGUCAGAGCCCCACAGCCCCAAGCCAAAAAAGUGGACUGUUCCAAAUGCAAAACUUCUUUUUGUUUCAGAUGCGGAAUAGAAUACCACGCUCCCACUGAUUGUAAUACCAUCAAGAAAUGGUUAACAAAGUGUGCCGAUGAUUCCGAGACUGCAAACUACAUAUCGGCUCACACUAAAGAUUGUCCAAGAUGUCACGUUUGCAUAGAGAAGAAUGGUGGAUGUAAUCACAUGCAAUGUUCACGAUGCAAACAUGAUUUUUGCUGGAUGUGUUUAGGAGAUUGGAAAACUCAUGGUAGCGAAUACUACGAAUGCAGUCGUUACAAAGAAAAUCCCAACAUUGCUAAUGAAUCUGCCCAUGCGCAAGCGAGGGAGGCCCUCAAGAAAUACCUCUUCUAUUUUGAAAGGUGGGAUAAUCAUGCCAAAAGUCUUAAACUUGAAGAACAGACCCUGACUAGCAUCAAAAGUAGAAUCCAAGACAAGGUGAUGAAUAACUCUGGAACGUGGAUUGAUUGGCAAUAUCUGCUUGAUGCUGCAACUCUGUUGAAAAAGUGCCGAUACACUUUACAGUACACCUACCCAUACGCCUAUUAUAUGGAUAAAGGGGCAAGAAAGGAGCUGUUUGAAUAUCAACAGGCUCAGUUGGAGGCAGAGGUUGAAAAUUUGUCCUGGAAGAUAGAGAGAGCUGAAAUCACAGACAGAGGGGAUUUGGAAAACCAGAUGGAUGUUGCUGAGAAGAGGAGACUGACAUUACUGAAAGACUUUCUUGAGAUUUAGGCACAGACACACAGACAGACAACCAUGCACGUAUACACACACACACACAUGCCCAAUAACAUACGUGUUGCAGACAAGUGGCGGCUUUUACUAUUGGAAGAUUUAAUUGGCAUUUAGAGCCCUCCACACACACACACACACACACACAUAAUUUGUACACACAUACAAAUAUAUAUACACA
Octopus sinensis (East Asian common octopus) is the source of this 2264-nucleotide messenger RNA. Its product is annotated as potential E3 ubiquitin-protein ligase ariadne-2. Gene Ontology annotation, biological process: positive regulation of proteasomal ubiquitin-dependent protein catabolic process; ubiquitin-dependent protein catabolic process; protein polyubiquitination. Gene Ontology annotation, cellular component: ubiquitin ligase complex; cytoplasm. The transcript has a single exon. NCBI's taxonomy places the organism in Eukaryota, Metazoa, Mollusca, Cephalopoda, Octopoda, Octopodidae. The coding region runs from base 632 to 2083 and encodes 483 amino acids. The record is from RefSeq and is a predicted model, not a curated record. Gene Ontology annotation, molecular function: zinc ion binding; ubiquitin conjugating enzyme binding; ubiquitin protein ligase activity.